Molecule: messenger RNA, 1785 nt
Organism: Cebus imitator (Panamanian white-faced capuchin)
Lineage: Eukaryota; Metazoa; Chordata; Mammalia; Primates; Cebidae
Gene: AMHR2
Product: anti-Mullerian hormone receptor type 2
Exons: 10
Coding region: 64-1686 (540 amino acids)
Biological process (GO): BMP signaling pathway; protein phosphorylation; cellular response to growth factor stimulus
Cellular component (GO): plasma membrane; signaling receptor complex
Molecular function (GO): transforming growth factor beta receptor activity; ATP binding
Source: RefSeq, a predicted model, not a curated record
UGGCCAGGGGCAGCUGUGCUGGCUCAUGCUCUCCUCCUCCUGCUGCUGCCAUCCUCCAGCAAGAUGCUAGGGUCUCUGGGGCUUUGGGCAUUACUUCCCACAGCUGUGGAAGCACCCCCAAACAGGCGAACCUGUGUGUUCUUUGAGUCCCCCGGAGUGCGGGGAAGCACAAAGACAUUGGGAGAGUUGCUAGAUGCAGACCCAGAGCUCCCCAGAGCUAUCCGCUGCCUCUACAGCCGCUGCUGCUUUGGGAUCUGGAACCUGACCCAAGACCGGGCACAGGUGGAAAUGCAAGGAUGCCGAGACAGUGAUGAGCCAGGCUGUGAGUCCCUCCACUGUGACCCAAGUCCCCGAGCCCACCCCAGCCCUGGCUCCACUCUCUUCACCUGCUCCUGUGGCACUGACUUCUGCAAUGCCAAUUACAGUCAUCUGCCUCCUCCAGGGAGCCCUGGGACUCCUGACUCCCAGGGUCCCCAGGUCACCCCAGGUGAGUCCAUCUGGAUGGCACUGGUGCUGCUGGGGCUGUUCCUCCUCCUCCUGCUGCUGGUGGGCAGCAUCAUCUUGGCCCUGCUACAGCGAAAGACUUACAGAGUGAGAGGUGAGCCAGAGCCAGAGCCAGGGCCAGACUCAGGCAGGGACUGGAGUGUGGAGCUGCAGGAGCUGCCCGAGCUGUGCUUCUCCCAGGUAAUCCGGGAAGGAGGUCAUGCAGUGGUUUGGGCCGGGCAGCUGCAAGGCAAACUGGUUGCCAUCAAGGCCUUCCCACCGAGGUCUCUGGCUCAGUUCCAAGCUGAGAGAGCAUUGUACGAACUGCCAGGCCUACGGCACGACCACAUUGUCCGAUUUAUCACCGCCAGCCGCGGGGGCCCUGGCCCCCUGCUCUCUGGGCCGCUGCUAAUACUGGAACUGCAUCCCAAGGUGAGCAUCAAGGAAUGCCAGUAUAAACCAGGUAUUGCCCACCGAGAUCUGAGUAGCCAGAAUGUACUCAUUCGGGAAGAUGGAUCCUGUGCCAUUGGAGACCUGGGCCUUGCCAUGGUGCUUCCUGGCCUCGCUCAGCCCCCUGGCUGGACCCCUACUCAACCACAAGGCCCAGCUGCCAUCAUGGAAGCUGGCACCCAGAGAUACAUGGCACCAGAGCUCUUGGACAAGACUCUGGACCUACAGGAUUGGGGCAUGGCCCUCCGACGAGCUGAUAUUUACUCUUUGGCUCUGCUUCUGUGGGAGAUCCUCAGCCGCUGCCCAGAUUUGAGGCCUGACAGCAGACCACCACCCUUCCAACUGGCCUAUGAGGCAGAACUGGGCAGUACCCCCACCUCCGAUGAGCUAUGGGCCUUGGCAGCGCAGGAGAGGAGGCGUCCCUACAUCCCAUCCACGUGGCGCUGCUUUGCCACAGACCCUGAUGGGCUGAGGGAGCUCCUAGAAGACUGUUGGGAUGCAGACCCAGAAGCACGGCUGACAGCUGAGUGUGUACAGCAGCGUCUGGCUGCCCUGGCCCAUCCUCAGGAGAGCCACCCCUGCCCAGAGGGCUGUCCACAUGGCUGUCCAUAUCUCUGCCCAGAAGACUGUACUUCAACUCCUGCCCCUGCCAUCCUCCCCUGUAGGCCUCAGCGGAGUGCCUGCCACUUCAGUGUUCAGCAAGGCCCUUGCUCCAUGAAUCCCCAACCUGCCUGUACACUUUCUCUUGUGUAAAUAUGCAAUUUAUGUGUAGUCAAUGUACAUGCCAACAUAAAUAUGGCAGUUGUAUAGCUGUCUUGUCUGUCUCACCACUGCCUUUCCCACCUGCCGAAU